AUGAAAGCCCUACUGCAGUGUAUAGUAGACCCAUGGGGUAUUGCUUGGCGAUGCUGUGGGUCGCCUCGGCAGAGUCCGAAUCCUGUUCUUCUGCGCGACUUCAAUCGUGAGAAAACCAUCGAAUCCAUCAUGGCAGAAAAGUCGAAGAAUCCUUUCGAGCAUAUGGGAGAUGACCAGGCAUCCACCUCUGCCGAAGCCCCCGUAACGAAUACUCGUGAUCCAGCUGCUGGCGAUUCAGCUCCCCCACCAUACACCCCGGUCUCCGAGACUCUGGGGCAGGCAUCAUCCUCAUCAAUCCCAGUACAAGCAUCGCAGUCUCAGCGAGAUCGGCCAAUCGCAAUCCCAGCUAUUAAUUCUUCUUUCGACUCCCCCUUUAUCCGCGCCUAUGCCCCCAUCCUGACAGAUUACCAGCUCCCCCGCGAAUCUUUUCUCAGGUUUCUCGACCAGCUGAACAAAGAUGUCGCCAGCAGUCCCCCGCUGCAGGUACUCGAUGCCACAGGCGGAAUCAUCAAUUCUGUGCCUCUGCUGUUCCCACUGCGCUGGCUCGGCUCGGCGGUCAGUGGGCUUGCAAAUCUCGGCAGCCAAGGGGUUUCCAAAAGCCGCACCGACAGCUCUAUCCGUCAGGCCAACAGAGACAUCUUCGGUCCCAGGGGCCUGAAAGUCGAGAUUGCCAAGCUAGAUGCACUUGCACAUGUAGCCAAUAUCCCUAUCCUCGACUCCCAGGGCAAAGUCAAUCGACAGGCGCCUCUUCUGCAACAGCUUCUGGCAGAGAACCCCGCCCCUACACUUGGGGGCUCGCCUGAGCUGGAUGCACAACAACAACGGAUUGCCAUCCUGCAGCCGUGGAUUGCCGAGCUUGAAUUCAAUGUUCUGCCAUGGACUUCCAAGUCCAAGCUGACUCGCUUCAAUACGGCGCUGAAAAAGAGAAAUGACCCUGAAGGGGAGCAAACCAGGGCGAAUGACGAAGAUUCAGGAUUUCGCAAGUGUCUCUGGCUGAUUAUCCGAGAUGUCGAGGGUCGUGGGAAAGCCAAGUGA
Penicillium alfredii is the source of this 1035-nucleotide messenger RNA. RefSeq lists its product as uncharacterized. Lineage: Eukaryota; Fungi; Ascomycota; Eurotiomycetes; Eurotiales; Aspergillaceae. The transcript has a single exon. The record is from RefSeq and is a predicted model, not a curated record. Bases 1 to 1035 code for a protein of 344 amino acids.